This is a messenger RNA of Scylla paramamosain (green mud crab), 1358 nucleotides long. Its product is annotated as protein shifted-like. Gene Ontology annotation, cellular component: extracellular region; cell surface. Gene Ontology annotation, biological process: anatomical structure development. The transcript has 8 exons. Lineage: Eukaryota; Metazoa; Arthropoda; Malacostraca; Decapoda; Portunidae. The coding region runs from base 83 to 1111 and encodes 342 amino acids. Gene Ontology annotation, molecular function: signaling receptor binding. The record is from RefSeq and is a predicted model, not a curated record.
GAGAGAGAGAGAGAGUCAGUGAGUGAGCGAGCGUCUGGGAGUCUAGUCGCUUUCUCUCUCCGUUUUCUUUCGUCUCGCCAUCAUGAACAUCCCAGGAGUUUUUCUGUUUCUCAUAUUUCUCCUCGGCGUGGUUCCAAAUGACGUGACUUGCAAGAACAGGCCUCGUCGUCAGUUACCAUGGAAUACCCAACCCUCGCCUGUAACGAAUUUUAAAACUCUGCCUGCGGAAAUGUUGCCCUUCACUCUACAACAAUGCAAUGAAGAGCCUGAUAUUCUUCACGCCAAGGUGACAUGUGGCUACAGCGGAUGCUACGUCGAAUGUGCGGAUGAAUACAGGAUGGCGUCUGGCUUGGAGGGUGUCAACUUGCAUUGUGACCAUUCGUCUGGCAAACUCACUUUUAAUGGCAAACCUUGGCUGCCUGAAGAUGUGGCUUGCCUGCCGUACUGCGGGAUACUAGGCUGUCUCCAUGGCGGAACCUGCAUCGAACCACAAAAAUGCCAAUGCCAGACAAACUACAGAGGGGACCACUGUGAAUUACCCCCAGACAACGCCCCUUUGCCCCCUGCCGCCCCUGUGGUAUACCCUGAGACCUGUAAGGAUCCUGAAUUCCCUGUAAUAAACGCUGAAGUAACCAGAAACGGGGAGCAGCUGCUGGUGAGAUGCGCUCCUGAGCACGAGUUUAGUAUCGGAGGAACUGUGGCCUUCAUCCAGUGUCGCGCGGGAAGGUGGGACUAUCCGAGGGGUAUUUUCUUAAGCGGGGGAGCCCUCAUGUGUCAAGAGAUGAAAUGCCAGCCCCCUUGCCAGAACGGAGGUACUUGCCUACCCGGGGGUGUGUGUGACUGCCCCUACAAGUACUGGGGUGCCACUUGCGGUAGCCUGCGCUGUACACUGCCAAAGACGUCACAGCUCGCCCAUGCCUCUAUCGGCGGGACGUCCUCAAGAAUGAAGAUACAGUGUCACCCGGGCCACAUAAUGCUAAGCAACAAACGCACGGAGACUAUUUUGUGUCGCAAUGGCCUCUGGGUUGUGCCUCGCCGCGGCUAUCUUGUCGACAUUGAUGUGAAAUGCUAUGCCAAUGACUUACUGGAAAGUGUGAAAAGCACAAAAUAGACGGAAAAGAAGAUUAGAGAGGAAAAGAAAACAGUGACAGACAGAUAGACAACCAAACAGAUUUAGAAAUUUAAGAAUAUAAUUAAUUGUUUAGUUUCCUGUUUAUUCAAUCUCUCUCUCUCUCUCUCUCUCUCUCUCUCUCUCUCUCUCUCUCUCUCUCUCUCUCUCUCUCUCUCUCUCUCUCUCUCUCUCUCUCUCUCUCUUUCUGAUGAAUGAUAAAUGAAUAAUAAAUAAGUUAUGCAUUAUA